This is a messenger RNA of Mus pahari (shrew mouse), 617 nucleotides long. RefSeq names its product ribonuclease K (gene Rnasek). Bases 114 to 410 code for a protein of 98 amino acids. NCBI's taxonomy places the organism in Eukaryota, Metazoa, Chordata, Mammalia, Rodentia, Muridae. Gene Ontology annotation, molecular function: RNA endonuclease activity. The record is from RefSeq and is a predicted model, not a curated record. The transcript is spliced from 3 exons.
CUGCGCCGCGCAAGUCCCCAAAUCCAGCUCCCGUCCCAGCGUCUCCAGGGUUCCCUCUCCCGGCUUCUGUGCUCCGCUCAGUCUCCAGCGAUCCCUCCCUACCUCCGUCCUCCAUGGCGUCGCUUCUGUGCUGUGGCCCUAAGCUGGCCGCCUGUGGCAUCGUCCUCAGCGCCUGGGGAGUGAUCAUGUUGAUAAUGCUCGGCAUAUUUUUCAAUGUCCAUUCUGCUGUGCUAAUUGAGGACGUUCCCUUCACAGAGAAAGAUUUUGAGAACGGCCCUCAGAACAUAUACAACCUGUACGAGCAAGUCAGCUACAACUGUUUCAUCGCCGCCGGCCUCUACCUCCUCCUCGGAGGCUUCUCCUUCUGCCAAGUUCGUCUCAACAAGCGCAAGGAAUACAUGGUGCGCUAGAGCGCGGUCCGCCUCUCCCUCCCCAGCCCCCUCCUCUAUUUAAAGACUCCGCAGAUCGUCCGUCCCACUCAUCUGGCGUCCUUUGGGACUGUUACCCUGGAGAUAACGUCAUCCCUGGCCCUGCAGAACUGCGCCCAGCCUCUGGAGGGGACCCGGGGUGUGACCGCGCCCCGUUCUGAACUACAAUAAAAAGAAGCGGUUCCCCCU